Staurois parvus is the source of this 651-nucleotide messenger RNA. Lineage: Eukaryota; Metazoa; Chordata; Amphibia; Anura; Ranidae. The record is from the annotation of a GenBank genome assembly.
AUGAACCACCCCUCCUCCCCAUCCUGCCCUGAACCAGAGGAGGGCGACAGCCAUGAGCCGGGGGAGUCCUGGAGGGAGCUGGGCAGGAAGCGGCACCGCCGGCUGCCCUCCAAGAAGAAACGCGCCUGGAAGCCGUACAGCAAGCUCACCUGGGAGGAAAAGAAGCGUGUGGAAGAGAGGGAGUCGCAGCGAGCGUCCAGGAUAAGGGCCGAGAUGUUCGCCAAGGGCCAGCCGGUGGCCCCUUAUAACACCACUCAGUUCCUGAUGGAGGACCACGACCUGGAGGAGCCCGACCUGCCGCCCCUCCACGUCAACUCGGACAGCACAGAGGAGGACGAGGAGGAGGAUGGCACGGGCAGCGACGGCAUGGCCAGCGACGACGGCUCUGAGUUCCUGCAGAAGGACUUUUCUGAGACCUACGAGAAGUACCACGUGGAGAGCCUGCAGGACAUGAGCAAGCAGGAGCUGAUCCGGGAGUACAUGGAGCUGGAGAAGUGCCUGAGCCGCAUGGAGGAGGAGAACAACCGCCUGAGGUCCCAGCAGGCCGACCCCUCCAGGCUUCGGGAACUGGAGAUGGAGCUGGAGAAGCUCAAGGAGGAGAACCGGCGGCUGCUGAGGGAGCAGGUGGUGGCUGACCCUACGGGGCACUGA